GAACUUUUGCACCGGCCCCACGCUUUGGCGUUGUCUGGGCAACAGUACAGCAUGCGCAGACAAAAGCAAGAGUUUGGUCCUUCCUUCCACACUCGCAAGCGACCCCGCUAUCUUUAUUUAGCAUUGAAAUAGCACUUUUUUCAGACAAGGUUCUACGAGGGAAGUCAAAGAUGAGCGACGCGCCGGUGGCUGACAAAAGUUCCGCGGCCCCCCCACGAGAACGCAAGCCGAGCGGAGGGGUUGUCAAGCGGCUCAAGUCGCUGAGGAACCAAGUGGACAGCAGGCCCGUCACCGAGGAGGACCUGCGGGCGCAGAACGGAGCCGUCACGCCGGAGGAUAUCCUCGGACUGCGGCUGCCCACACGAGGCUACCUGUGUAAACCCGAGGACAAUAUUUAUAACAUCGACUUUGUACGCUUCAAGAUCAGAGACCUGGAGACGGGCACUGUUCUGUUUGAGAUCGCCAAACCUCCACACUCAGAGGAGGACAAUGAAAAUGGAGCGAGCGAUGCGAGCACGGGGCGGUUUGCACGCUACCAGUUCACCGGGGCCUUCCUGCGCCUGAUGACCGUGGGAGCCACAGUGGAAUUCACCGUCGGGAACCGACCUCUUAACAACUUCCGAAUGAUCGAGCGGCACUAUUUCCGAGAUCGCCUACUGAAAAGUUUCGACUUUGACUUUGGCUUCUGCAUCCCAAAUAGCCGGAAUACUUGUGAGCACAUCUACGAGUUCCCUCCGCUGUCCGAGAGCUUGGUUCGUCAGAUGGUGGACUCUCCCUACGAUACCCGCUCCGACAGCUUUUAUUUUGUGGAGAACAGACUGGUCAUGCACAACAAGGCUGACUAUGCAUAUAACGGAGGGCAGUGAAUAGCCGCAAGCGUGUAACACUUAUGAACGGCAACACGUUUAUGCACAGGUAAAACGCAAAUGCAUGCAUAUACUUGGCCAUGCGGGUGUAUCUCAAUGAAUCAAGAAUAUUGUGGAAAACUUCAUUUAAUUCAGUGACAUAUUUCAUGAUUUAUUUUUUUAUACAGUAAUUUGAAUUAAUAACUAAAUCAAUUAGAAUAUUACAGAAAGCAUAUAAUAUAUAUAAUUUUUAAAAUAUGUAGAAAUUAGGUAGGAAAAGUAUUUCCCCAUGUGCCGGUAUAUGACUGGAGCUACAGAAUAAAGAGUUUUUGAAUUGAAGUAAUGAAAUUUUUAACAAAACUAUUUUAUGUUAUUCAAAAUUAUUGAGAUGCACUUGUAUUAAAAAAAAAUAAUAAUAUUGAGUAUGUAUUGCAAUCUUACUUUGCCCGGUGACUGCUGUGACCUAAUAGGCAUUGCUGUGGUGAUCUCAAAUAUGCUUGGCCUCAUUUUAGUUUUUUUUUUUUUUUAAAGAUGUCCUUUCAAUCAAACAUGCAGCGACACCCACAUAAACACACAAAACAAUUUAUUCAAGCCCCGAGUGUCACAGUGUGUUCUCAGUGUUUGUCAGAAGCAGCUGCUCUUCUGAGCUACCACCCCCACAAUUCACUCCAGACAAUACCAAGGGAAAAAUAGAGGCUCAAUCUACAAAAACACUCCUGUCAAACACACAUGGUCAGUCUUGCGACCCCCCCACCCCCUUGGCCACAACCUAUCGGGCUUUAACACCCUCGCAUGAAAACACAGACAGACAAUCAUGCUGUAAGAGUUCAUUCACUCAGUGUUAUGUUCUUGUACUUGUCUACUUUUUACUCACCGUGUAAAACGAAAAUAAUCCUGAUUAAGUGGUGUACUAGUCUGUAAACAAAACAAAUGACCUUAAAAUAAGAAAUUUCAAGUCAAAUAUUUUCAUAUUGAGUGUCUGAGCCUUUGGUUGAAAGUGAAGGAUAUGUUACCCAUCACAUUCAAGAAGAAUAAGAUUUUGGAAAUCAAACUGAAAUCUUGAGUGCUUUUCAGGAAAGCUUGUGUUGGUGUUCAUAUUAGUGAUCUUGUUUGAAUAUAAUGAAAUAAAUGAACAUUUGCAGAUUAAA
This is a messenger RNA of Hippocampus zosterae (dwarf seahorse), 1993 nucleotides long. Its product is annotated as protein unc-119 homolog B-like. The coding region runs from base 171 to 866 and encodes 231 amino acids. The record is from RefSeq and is a predicted model, not a curated record. Gene Ontology annotation, molecular function: lipid binding. The transcript has 5 exons. NCBI's taxonomy places the organism in Eukaryota, Metazoa, Chordata, Actinopteri, Syngnathiformes, Syngnathidae. Gene Ontology annotation, biological process: cilium assembly; nervous system development; lipoprotein transport. Gene Ontology annotation, cellular component: cilium.